GGGUAACAAUAAAAAGGAGCGCGACACACCUCGGUAAAGUGGCUGUCCACGGAAAGUUCCGGCGAGGCAAGAAACGAUAUAAAAGACACCAGGCGGAAUCAGCGACAAAUUUCGCUACUUCGGAACCGAAACCAAUCAUUUACAAGAUGAAGAUACCGUUUCUCAUCCUCUGUCUGGCCGUGGUGUAUGGAUCCUGCCGGACAUACGAGUCUGAGGAAACCGACUUGACUACGGAGAUAGAAAAUAAUGAAGAUUAUAAAUUGGACUAUGCAAAUGUGCCUCUUGAGAGAUUACUCUCAAGGCACAGCAGAGGCUUAUUAUCACCACAGAAUAUAAUAAAACCAAUUACAAUCCCGGUAGAUAUGAUACUAAAAUUAUGUGGAUUUGAUGAUGGUAUUGUAGCUGCAACUCUAAGUACGAUGAAAACAACACUUGGUGUAUUUAUGGGACAAGAUUGUCCCAAAGUAGAAUUAUCCCUCGGAACGUUCGUAAAUAGUAUACUAGAUCCAAUCGGAGCGGUUAAAACCGUAGCAUGCUAUGUUGUCCAAGGAGUUGGGACACAAAGCCGUGCAAUGAUGGGGAAAGUAUUAGACUUAUCCAUGCAGUUCUGUACACAGGUAUUCCUGCCAGGAAUGCACACGACGCUAAAUACACUAAACAGCACUGGCAUGUUACCCCCACAAAUUAGUGCUAUGAUCGCGAUAUUCAAUGUAGUUUAUGGUGUGUUAAAAAUGACGGGAACUGUUCCGAAAUAAAAAGUAUUUUCCACUCUUCAAAGCACGUUAAAUCUGUAAAAUUAUAGAAAAGCACAAUAAUUUAGAAAAAUAUAUUUUAAAAAAUAUAUUUUUCACUUUAUAACAGCCUUUUAAUUCAAAAUAAGGCCAGUAUUAAAAUUUCAGUCGCAAUGUAAAAAAUCAACAAAUAUACAAAAAAUAAAAUUAACAAGUCUGUCCAGGCGUUAAAAAGGCUUGUGCAAAAUUAAUAUAAACAAAGUAUGAGUUGUUUAAAUAAUUAAAACAUUUUAAUAUAUAUAUAAUUAUUAAUGCAAUUCAUAUUUUGUCAUGUUUGCAAUUUUUAAUAAUGUUAUGACAAAUUAUACAUCCUUCCUAGUCUAUACGAUAAAAAGAAUAGUGAUAAAAACAGACAAUAAAACAAUUGAAUUGUA
Molecule: messenger RNA, 1165 nt
Organism: Vollenhovia emeryi
Lineage: Eukaryota; Metazoa; Arthropoda; Insecta; Hymenoptera; Formicidae
Exons: 2
Coding region: 147-755 (202 amino acids)
Source: RefSeq, a predicted model, not a curated record